Archocentrus centrarchus (flier cichlid) is the source of this 2730-nucleotide messenger RNA. RefSeq names its product checkpoint kinase 2 (gene chek2). Gene Ontology annotation, biological process: protein phosphorylation. The record is from RefSeq and is a predicted model, not a curated record. The transcript has 20 exons. The coding region runs from base 410 to 2689 and encodes 759 amino acids. Gene Ontology annotation, molecular function: protein binding; ATP binding; protein kinase activity. Lineage: Eukaryota; Metazoa; Chordata; Actinopteri; Cichliformes; Cichlidae.
UCCCGGUCAAAAAAAAAAAAAAAGAAAAGAAAAAAAGCGUCCUCCACGUGUCGACGAAUCCGGUCGGUUCGCAGAGAGAGCCCGGUUACAGCGGCGGUGUGGCCGGGCAGCGCUUCACGCUUAGAGGGACUGCAGUGUGGCUCGGCAGGGUGUACAGCACGGCGGGCUGACUGCGGAUGUUGACCCGGAUGUUUGGUUGUGGUUCGGUUUUGGUUUGCGGAGAUAACGGUUCAGCCCACUGCGAAUCUCGUUGAAAAGGCGCCGGAUUUAAGACUUCCCUGCCUGCGCGGAAAGAUUCCCCGUACCGAGCACCGGCGGUGGGUUCUGGGGUCCAGCGUUAAGCGCUGCUCGCGGUUUCACACGAAGUCGGAACCGAAUUGAAGAGCGAGCCGUCGGACAUAGCUGAAGAAUGUCUGAAGAGCUUCCUCUUGAAGGGGAGCAUCCCCCAUCCCAGGCACAGUCCACCCUGUCCCCAUCCCAGGCCCAGUCUGGUACCCAGUCUCAGUCCCAGUCCACCCUGUCACCAUCCCAAUCCAAGUCCCAGUCCCAGCCUGGUUCCAGUUCGUCCAGUGGGCCCACCUCAGCCAGUCAGUCGUCCAGCGGCUCGGGUACUCUCAGCAGUGUGGACACUCUCCCCGUAACACUGGCGUCCGUCCCCGAGGAGCCUGAGCCGCAGCCCUGGGGCCGUCUGCUGCCUAUGGCCCCCGGCUUCAGGAGCCACGACUGCAUAGAGGAGCAGUACCUGUUUGGACGGGACUCCAGGUGUAACUACGUCCUGGAGGAUCCCAAUGACAGAAAUUCCAGAAAGUUCAGAAUCUACAGCAAGAAACACUUCAGGAUCUACAGAGAGGGCUCGGAGGUCUUCGUGGAGGACCUCAGUAAUAAUGGCACCUUUAUUGACGGGAUUCCAAUCGGUAAAGAUAAGAAGCUUCCUCUGGUCAAUAAUGCUGUCAUCUCUCUGGCUGAACAACGAAACCGAGUGUUUGUCUUCAUCGACCUCAUGUCAGACGAUCAGUCCAGCUUACCCAAAGACCUGCAGGAGAAAUACUUGCUGACUCGACGCAUCGGCACAGGAGUGUGUGGUGAGGUCCGGCUGGCUUUUGAGCGAUCUGCCUGCAGGAAGUUUGCGGUGAAAAUAAUAAACAAGAAGAACUUUCAGUCCCAGUCCACCCUGUCACCAUCCCAAUCCAAGUCCCAGUCCCAGCCUGGUUCCAGUUCGUCCAGUGGGCCCACCUCAGCCAGUCAGUCGUCCAGCGGCUCGGGUACUCUCAGCAGUGUGGACACUCUCCCCGUAACACUGGCGUCCGUCCCCGAGGAGCCUGAGCCGCAGCCCUGGGGCCGUCUGCUGCCUAUGGCCCCCGGCUUCAGGAGCCACGACUGCAUAGAGGAGCAGUACCUGUUUGGACGGGACUCCAGGUGUAACUACGUCCUGGAGGAUCCCAAUGACAGAAAUUCCAGAAAGUUCAGAAUCUACAGCAAGAAACACUUCAGGAUCUACAGAGAGGGCUCGGAGGUCUUCGUGGAGGACCUCAGUAAUAAUGGCACCUUUAUUGACGGGAUUCCAAUCGGUAAAGAUAAGAAGCUUCCUCUGGUCAAUAAUGCUGUCAUCUCUCUGGCUGAACAACGAAACCGAGUGUUUGUCUUCAUCGACCUCAUGUCAGACGAUCAGUCCAGCUUACCCAAAGACCUGCAGGAGAAAUACUUGCUGACUCGACGCAUCGGCACAGGAGUGUGUGGUGAGGUCCGGCUGGCUUUUGAGCGAUCUGCCUGCAGGAAGUUUGCGGUGAAAAUAAUAAACAAGAAGAACUUUCAGUCUGAAGGGACAGCGACACGAAAUGCAAAGACGGAGAUUGAGAUUCUGCAGAGGGUUGACCAUCCUUGUCUCAUAAAGACGGAGGACUUCUAUCAGACGGAGGACAGUUUUUACAUCGUCUUGGAGUUGAUGGAGGGGGGGGAGCUGUUCCACAGAGUAAAGUUGAAGCAGCAACUCAACGAAUCUGUCGCCAAACUUUAUUUCUACCAGAUGCUCUGCGCUGUGCAGUACCUCCACAGUAACGGGAUCAUCCACAGAGACCUGAAACCUGAGAACAUCCUGCUGUCCUCACAGGAUGACAUCUGUCUCAUCAAGGUGACAGACUUUAACCAGUCACGGAUCCUGGAGGAGGCUGUGCUGAUGAGGACUCUGUGUGGGACUCCAUCUUACCUGGCUCCUGAAGUCUUCACCCACGCCUCCACCACCGGGUACGGGCUCGCCGUAGAUGCCUGGAGCCUCGGUGUCCUGCUCUUCGUCUGCCUGGGGGGUUAUCCUCCAUUCCACGAGAGCUUCGGUCAUCAGUCGAUCACCGAUCAGAUCAUCAAAGGAGAGUUCACCAUGGUUCAGUCCAAGUGGAAGAACGUCUCUGAUCAAGCAAAGGAUGUGGUGAGGAAGCUGCUGGUUGUUGAUCCUACAAAGAGGAUGACCAUUGAGGAAGCUCUGCAGCACCCCUGGUUACAGGACAAGAAGAUAUUGGAGACAGCACACAGACUCAUGUACCCCUCUGCAGAGGGAGGAGGACAUGCUGCUGCUGCCGCCAUGCAGGAGGUGGCAUCAACCUCAGGAAGAAACUUGAGGAAACGAGGACGAGAUGGAGAUGGUGAAGAGCCAAAUCCUGCCAAACGGAGCCAAGCCCCACCGUCUUCCUCUCUGUAGACAACCAAUCAGGUUCCGAGGCCUCGUCUCUACUACUGAAA